AUGGUCCACCAGCAGAACCUCUACUACCUACAGGACGCGACCCAGUGGCAGGAAUUCGUUCCCAUCACCCGCAACGCUGACUCCCUGGGGGUCUACAAUGGAAUCCCCGAUCUCGCUUACGAAGGCGAGUCAAACGUGAUCCUCCUUCGAUAUCAGCUGAUCAAAUUGCAAAAACAUUCGUUUUUUUUUUCAGAGGAUCUUUUCCAGCAAGAUCACACCAUCUGGAUGACAGAAGAUGGGAAGAGGCUCGUUUAUCUCUCCAUCGACGAUCGGGAGCUCCCCCUGAUCCAGAUCCCCAAAUUGGGAUCCAUGGAGGUGCCGACAGAGGAAAGUAUAAAAAAAAUUCGAUACCCAAAGGCAAGCCUGGGUCACUGGGAUCACGUGGUCCGGAUCAAGCCGCCUCUACGUCGCUUGGAGCAACAGGAGUUUCACCCAAUCUUAUCUCACGUCCUGCGACCACCCUCUGUGGCUCUGCCAAACCGAAGCAUCAGACGACACCUGAUGCGAGUCAACGUCGACACCCUCAAGAUCGAGUGUCUCACGUGCAACAUCCGACGGGACCCGGGCGAGGGGAACGCGACGGUGGAGUCGACCUGCGAGAGCACCCGGUCGUACCUCAACCCCUCGUCGACCCGGGUGGUCGUGGAGUGCCGGGGGCCGUCGAUCCCGUUCGUGAGGCUGUACGACGUCCCGUGGCCCGGGGAGCUGGAGGAGGUGAGGACCCUCGAGGACCACGGCGUCCUCAAGAACCUGACCGAGGGCAUGGUCUGGCCCGAGAGGGAAUUCCUGAGCGUUCGGCUCCACUCCAACAACUUCGCCCGGGUCUCGCUCUUCUUCCCUCCCAUUCAUCCGCUGAAUCGGGACGAGGAUCGUCGGUUCUCCCUCGUCAUUCGCAUGUGGGUACUGGAGAGGCACCCGGAGGUGAAUAGGUCGCAGGUGGGGGUCUGGGGCUGGGGCAUCCCAGGAUACACGGCCCUCUCCACCCUCACUCCCACAUCCUUUCCCUCCUCGGACGUGAAGUGUGCCUUCGCCGUCGCUCCUCCAUCCGACUGGAAGCACUUCAGU
Darwinula stevensoni is the source of this 1065-nucleotide messenger RNA. Lineage: Eukaryota; Metazoa; Arthropoda; Ostracoda; Podocopida; Darwinulidae. The record is from the annotation of a GenBank genome assembly.